GCAGUGCCGACUGCAAGACGCAGGGAAGUGACAGGAGGGUAAACAGUGUUAAAUUAAAAACGCUUUUCUCUUUCAUUUAGGCUGAAUUGUUGGACGAAACCCGGACGGUUGGAUACUUUCUCUACUUUAGGAAUAUUGAGAUUUACUCUGAAUGUGAUUUUGAUGGUGUAGACGCUCGUCAUAUUCAGGAUCCAUGUCUUUUUUGCGUUGGGUGUCGGAGAAGCUGAGCGUGGAGAGUCUGAGGGAUUUGGACUUGUUUGGAGAGCAAGCUCAGGCAAGCCCACUCAGGAAAGCCCAUGAGGACAGUCGUGAAUCUCUGAGCUCCCUCCCACAUCGGGACACAAUGGGAACCUUCUUACCUGACAACAGUGCCUACGAGCUCCUCAGCGUCAUCGGACAUGGUCUGGAACACCUGAUGACGGUGAACUUGGCUCGAUACAAGCACACCGGGGAACGCGUCGCCAUCAGAAGGAUUGAUAUGGAGUCUUGUACCAAUGACAUGGUCAAACACCUGCAGGAAGAAAUCCACGUCUCGAAGCUGUUCCAUCACCCGAGCAUCCUCCCGUACAAGAGCAUCUUCAUCUCGGAGAACGAGUUAUGGGUGAUCACACCCUUCAUGGCCUACGGUUCAGCUCGAGAUUUGAUCAGCACUCACUUCACACACGGUCUGAGCGAGCUGACCAUCGCGUACAUCCUGCUCGGAGUUCUGCGAGCACUGGAGUACAUUCAUCACAACGGAUACGUGCACCGGAGUGUGAAGGCGAGUCAUAUCCUGAUCUCAGCGGAUGGGCAGGUCUAUCUCUCGGGUCUGAGGAGCAUCUUCAGUCUGAUCCGACACGGCCAGAGAGCACGCGUGGUGCACGACUUCCCCCAGUACAGCGUGAAAGUGCUGCCCUGGCUCAGCCCUGAGGUGCUGCAGCAGAACCUUCAGGGCUACGACUUCCGCUCUGACAUCUACAGUCUGGGAAUUACAGCUUGUGAGCUGGCUAAUGGUCAUGUGCCGUUUAAAGACAUGCCUGCUACACAGAUGCUGUUGGAGAAGCUAAACGGUACAGUCCCGUGUCUGUUGGACAGCACCACCAUCCCGCCGGAGGAGCUGGGUAUGAAAUCUUCACGCUCGGGGGCGGACUCCGGGAUCUGCGAGGGCCCCGGGGCCGGUGGGGCGCGUCACACUAACGGAGAGCCCAACCCCUACAGCAGGACGUUCAGCCCUCACUUCCACAACUUCGUCGAGCUCUGUCUACAGAGGGACCCUGAGAAUAGACCGUACGCCAGCGCUCUGAUUGGUCACUCCUUCUUCAAGCAGAUAAAGCGGCGUCCGUGCGAGGCCCUGCCCGAACUGCUGCGUCCCAUCUCGCCGCAUGGCAGCUUCGAGUGCGUGCGGCCUCAGGACCCGUCCUCGGCGCUCGCCAGCCUGGAGUCUGGCCUCAGCCACCUGGACGUCGACGACUGGGACUUUUGACAAGAAACGAAUAGAUGAAAAGAAGAUGAUGUUGAAACGUUGAUGACUUGUUUCCUGAUGUGUUUGGGUUGUAAUGGUGAGAUUAGUGGUGCGUAGGGCCGGCUGAUAAACCUGUAUGAUCUCAAUAUCACGAUACAGAAUUUAUACAAAGUAAUCGGACAAUAAAAUCCAACUUUUUGACUUUUUUUCGUAACAAAACUUUUGCGCAAAACCAAAUAUCAUGGCUUAAUAUUAAGUCAUCAUGUAUCGUGAUAUUUUUUUGUAUCGUAUUGCCCGUCCCUACUAGGACGUGUUGGAGGGUUCAAGCCAUCCAGUUCUCCUCAAGUGUUAUUUUUUGGGAAGUGUAUGUAUAUAGUUGUGUAUAUGACAGAAACGGGUUGAAGGAGGACUAUUCUACUUUUUUAUCUCUCCCAGAGAGGUGCAAAGCCGCUGCAGCCUUGUCUGAACCACAACACACACAAGGUGCAUGAAUCUAAAAAUGUGCAUGCACACAAACACAGAGACACGCAAUUAUUUAAGGCAGGUGCUUAGUUUUGCGCACUCUGAGCAUUGUUACGUGUUUUAUAGCUGAAUACCCCGAGCAGAAACGAGACGCUCUGAAUGUGUACUAGCUUAGAACUGCUUGCUUGAGGGCUGAGACGUUCAUCAUGCGGAUGAACCGAAGCUGCAUGGACCGCCGUGCCAAUUGUCAGUUUAUAGUGUUGUUUUUUUUUAGUUAAAUUGAGAUUUUUUGUUUUAACAAACUACCAGCAGAACGUCGACUAAUGCGAGUGCAGGAAAUUCAGAAACGACAGCAGUUACAGGAUGGAUUCAUCCUAAAGGUCAACACAGGUCGUUUUCGGUUUCUGCGCCUGCCGCGGUCAAGAUCAGCAGCUACUGUACGUCAUGAAGCUUAUUCCAGUGUUUUCUUUACGUUUUUGUUUGAGUUAGUGCAAAGCCACGACGUUGGAAACUUUGUGUUUAUGUGAAGGUUUUCCAGAUGUUACUUAAUGAAAAAAAAAAAUAAAGACUGAA
Clarias gariepinus (North African catfish) is the source of this 2476-nucleotide messenger RNA. It is a transcript of the gene strada, whose product is annotated as STE20 related adaptor alpha. The coding region runs from base 194 to 1462 and encodes 422 amino acids. Gene Ontology annotation, biological process: protein phosphorylation. The record is from RefSeq and is a predicted model, not a curated record. Gene Ontology annotation, molecular function: protein serine/threonine kinase activator activity; ATP binding; protein kinase activity. The transcript has 13 exons. NCBI's taxonomy places the organism in Eukaryota, Metazoa, Chordata, Actinopteri, Siluriformes, Clariidae.